Fragaria vesca subsp. vesca is the source of this 1398-nucleotide messenger RNA. Its product is annotated as rhodanese-like domain-containing protein 4A, chloroplastic-like. The transcript has 4 exons. Lineage: Eukaryota; Viridiplantae; Streptophyta; Magnoliopsida; Rosales; Rosaceae. The record is from RefSeq and is a predicted model, not a curated record. The coding region runs from base 98 to 1114 and encodes 338 amino acids.
UACUAUCCAUACCCGACCAAUCAAUGACCAUCGUCCUUUCCCAUCUUGGCCUUAUCCCCUCUCCCUUUCUCCCUCCCUCGCUUCCCUCCACUCUCCCAUGGACUCUCUUUCCAUGGUCCUCUCCUGUUCUUCUCCACCUCUCCAAACCCACCUCAAAACCCACAAACCAAUCUCUCUUCCCAAAACCUCCAUCCUCACUUCCCAAUCACUCACCUCUCACCACCCUCAUUUCCCCGCCCUCAAAAACCUCCUCCAACCAAGAACCCACCUCUCCUUCCUCCUCACCAACCUCAUUGCCACCACCACCAUUACCUCCCCUUCUUUCGCUUCCGAGCAAGUCGCGGACAAAAUCAACUUGGAGUCGAUCCUUGGCUCAGUUGAUGAGUUCUUCAACAAGUACCCGUUUUUCGUUGCGGGUUGUACGUUUGUUUGGUUGGUUGGUGUACCUGUAGUUGAAUAUUACUCUAGAAAAUAUAAGUUCAUUUCUGUUUUUAAUGCGUUCCGGAAACUCAAAGAGGACCCGGCUGUUCAGUUGUUGGAUAUUAGAGACGAGAAGAGUUUGAAGUACUUGAAGUCUCCCAACUUGAGGAUUGUGAAUAAGGAUGCUGUUCAGGUUCGGUUUGAUGAGAAUGAUGAAGAUGGGUUUGUGAAGAAGGUUUUGCAGAAGUUUGGAGACCCGGGGAACACUGUCGUCUGUGUUUUGGGGAAUUUUGAUGGUAUUUCCAUCAAAGUGGCCGAGUUACUAGUCAAGAACGGUUUCAAAGAGACUUAUGCGAUCAAGGGAGGGGUUGGAGGCACCAAAGGGUGGUUGGAAUCACAGGAAACUCUUUUGCCACCUUCUAUGCAUAUGUACCCUAAGAAGAAGGUUAAAAAUUCAAAAGAAUCUGGGACAAAUGGUGGAGUUGGUCAGCGAAAAGAAGAUGCCAAUAAUGCUGCAUCUUCUCCGGGAAAUGUUGCCGUAGCAGAAAAACAAAAGAUCGACAAUGGACAUAUAACCAAGUCCACGGAGGCUGUGUCACUAGUGAAAGAUGGCUCUAGAUCCUCUUCUCCCUACCCAAAUUACCCUGAUUUGAAACCACCGUCUUCCCCAACUCCAUCGAAGCCACGAAGUUGAUGCUGUGAGUGGAAUUUCUCAGAAGUGGGUGAAAGCACAUUCUUAACAAUAUUUUACAAUAACUAGCUCCAUGUUUGUUAGAUUAAGCCGAGGGUAUUGAGAAGCGAGUGCUUUUGUAUCAAUCUUUUUAGUGACAGCAAAGUGAGUGUUCAUCUAUUGUACAAUUCUUGUAACUAAUGUAACCUGGUUGUCUUAGCCAAUACUUUCCGGAGUACUAAAUGAGGAUCACUGCAGAGAAUUUUGUGCCGAAACCAUUCCGAGUUCUUUAUACUGUAGUCCAGGGC